Molecule: messenger RNA, 1362 nt
Organism: Cylicocyclus nassatus
Lineage: Eukaryota; Metazoa; Nematoda; Chromadorea; Rhabditida; Strongylidae
Source: the annotation of a GenBank genome assembly
AUGCUGUCACUUUUGGUGUAUUUCAUAUGCCUGGCAGCAGCAAGAGCUCAGCUGCUGGAGCUAAAUGAGGGAAAAGUAAAAGGAUUUGAGUACAAGACGAAAAAAGGUGACAUUGCCGAAGUGUUUCUCAAUAUUCCUUUUGCCUCACCACCCAUUGGUGAACUUAGAUUUGAGAGACCACAGCCGCCAAAACCAUGGGUUGGUGUCCGUAAUGGCACCACUUUCGGAGCCGCGUGUGUUCCCAUCGUUCCAGAGGCUGCAUUCACGGAUUCAAUUAAAUUAAGCGAGGAUUGUCUAAGUUUGAAUAUAAUACGACCCAAACCAAAGGCCUCAUCACAAAAUUUGCUGCCUAUCCUGUUUUAUGUGCAUGGCUCAGGAUUCUUUUCCACUGGAGAUGAAGAAAUUCCUGGUAACAUGGGCCUGUUUGACAUGGCUGAAGCUCUAAAGUUUGUCCACUCCAAUGCCAAGAGGAUUGGUGGAGAUCCUUUGCGCAUUACCGCCUGGGGAGACAGUGCUGGUGGAGCAGCUGCAGCUCAUCUGAUACUUAGUCCGAUAACAAGAGAUGGAAUUUUUCUUCUACACCCAGAUGAAAUGGCCGCAACUGCACCAACAAAAGUGUCUAUAAUUGGUGUCACAGCUAAGGAAGCCAUCGGUUUUGCCUUGCUUUGGCCAACUUUGGAGUUUUUCCACAGCCUCUACAUUGACCCAUCAAGAUACAGCACCUGGGAUCGAGAGAAGCUUGUCAAAAAAUUGAUGGAAUUCGUUAUGAAAACUUACGUUGGAAACCAUUUGUCCAACAUAUUGCAAGAAGUUAUAAGAUUCUACGUCGACAGAGACGAAGAGAAGCACUUUGAGUUCUACCUUGAACGCUACGUCGAGUUUCUCAGCGACGUUCUUUUCAAUGUGCCAGCAGUUGAUGGUAUUUUGGCUCGUCGUAGUGCUGGUUGGGAUAUAUACGCAUAUGUAUUUGAUUACUGUCCUCCAGAAUUUGAUGAUGAUAAAAUUCCGGGAAGGUUAAGAGGAGCUACGCAUGGAAGCGAGUUUGUUUACGUCGGUGACAUAAGCGCCUUGAUGGGAGGACGCGAGUUCAAAGAGGAAGAAGCGAAAAUUGCUGAGUUUUUAGGAGAGUCGUUGUCAGAGUUUGCUAAAAAUGGACAACCUUCCAACAAUCAACAACCAUGGUUAAGAGUCAAAGCAGAUUCUGCUAUUCGCUUUAUGAAUAUCGCACCAAAGUGUGAGAUGAAGACGGGCUUUUUUAAUGAAUCUGCAUCAUUUUGGCAAAAAACAAGAAAAUACGGAUUUGAUAUGGUGAAAUUGUUACGGACAGGAAAUGACACGGAAAAGGUGAAGGAAGAACUUUGA